This is a messenger RNA of Priapulus caudatus, 744 nucleotides long. RefSeq lists its product as uncharacterized. NCBI's taxonomy places the organism in Eukaryota, Metazoa, Priapulida, Priapulimorpha, Priapulimorphida, Priapulidae. The coding region runs from base 146 to 688 and encodes 180 amino acids. The record is from RefSeq and is a predicted model, not a curated record. The transcript has 2 exons.
UGAUUUAGUAACUGGAACUAAUUCCCUCGUUACUAUUCCAACGUUCCAGCCCAGCAACUGGAGAACAUUCCUGCUCGACUGUGCGAUCACUCGCCUUCUCGUGGACACGCUGGUCGUGUUUGUGUGGCGCGGAGUAUGGACGCUCAUGAAUGUGUACCUAGCGCCCGACAGCCCCACGCUCACGGCGUGGGCCUCACUCAUUCUCGGAGUCGGAAUUUGCUCGCUUUGCUGUGUCCUGCAACCGAUCGCAGCUUGCGUGUCGAAGCGACUCGAUUCGCGCUUGCUUCUGAAGUUGAUCUUCGAGGAUUUGUUUUACGCGGCGGCUGACUUCGGGGCGAUCAACCUGUGGAGGGGACCAUGGCUGCUGUGCAAUCUCUAUAUUCUGCCCCAGGACAUGUACGCGGCUAGCAACGCGCUCACGGCUGCUGUCGCUGUUGUGUUAAUGUUGCUCACUCGUGCGUUCUCCUCUCUUCCGGUGCGAGGACACCCGCUAGAUGGCAGCCUCGUCGAUGGAGAGGGUGCAUGGUUACCGAAUGGAUACUUUCGAGUGCUCCUGCACAGAGAAACUCCAAAUGAGCUUGACCUUGCCUCUCCGAUGCCAUACGGCGGUAAAUGUAACGAUAUUAAGCUGAUAUCAAUUACGAAAUUGAUGGAUGACGUAGCUGGCCAAAGUGAGAGCGCACAAUAGAAGGCGCUGUAGCACACAGGCACUUGGAGAGUUUCAAUAAAAUAUAAUGCUAUAUA